Messenger RNA from Patiria miniata (bat star), 2141 nucleotides. RefSeq names its product legumain-like. The record is from RefSeq and is a predicted model, not a curated record. The transcript is spliced from 12 exons. Gene Ontology annotation, molecular function: cysteine-type endopeptidase activity. NCBI's taxonomy places the organism in Eukaryota, Metazoa, Echinodermata, Asteroidea, Valvatida, Asterinidae. Gene Ontology annotation, biological process: vacuolar protein processing. Bases 129 to 1445 code for a protein of 438 amino acids.
UGGCUCUAUAUUUAUGGAUGAUGCUCGGUCAGGUGACAAAAUCGAGGCAUAUUUAGUCCUGCGCUGGUUCUGAGCCCCGUCACUCUGCCUGACGUUUCCGAAUCUGAAUCACGCCUGGCGUUUACUAGAUGAUGAUGAAGUUGUUUGUUGCCCUUCUCCUUGUGCCCUUGGUGGCUGCCUUCCCGUCUGAGGAUUUCUUCCCCAAUCCGCAGGCGGAGCCUACACCCGGUAAACACUGGGGUUUGCUGGUGGCCGGCUCCAACACCUGGGACAACUACCGCCAUCAGGCUGACAUUUGUCAUGCUUACCAGAUCCUGCACAAGAAUGGCAUACCGGACGAGAACAUUGUGGUCAUGAUGUAUGAUGACAUAGCUUACAAUUCAAUGAAUCCCACUAAAGGAAUAAUUAUCAAUCGCCCGAAUGGACCGGACGUGUACCACGGAGUCUUGAAAGAUUACACGAAGACGGAGGUGAACCCCAAGAACUUCUUGCAUAUUCUUAGCGGCAACAAGACGGCGAUGAAGGGAAUUGGUAGCGGCAAAGUCAUUGCCAGCGGUCCAGAUGAUCACGUCUUCGUGUACUUUGCCGACCAUGGAGCCACCAACCUCAUCGCUUUCCAGGAUGACUACCUUUACGCGAAACAGCUGAUCGCAACCCUCAAGAAGAUGCACACCGAGAACAAAUAUCAGAAGUUGGUGUUCUACCUGGAAGCCUGCGAGUCUGGUUCCAUGUUUCUGAAGCUUCCUAAGGACAUUAACAUUUAUGCCACCACGGCUUCGGGACCGGAUACCUCAUCCUAUGCCUGCUAUUUUGACGGGAAGUUGGGAACCUACCUGGGCGAUGUGUACAGUGUGAAGUGGAUGGAAGACUCAGACAAGGAAGAUCUUACCAAGGAGACUCUGGAGGCACAGUUCAAAAUCGUCAAGAGGGAGACCAACACCAGCGUUGUCCAUCAGUACGGAGAUCUCAAGCUCGACCAGGAAACACUGAUCAACUACCAGGGCAAUGGCGGGCAAGGCUCGGUUCCCGGGAAGCCCUUCCCUCCAUCACCGUUGAAUGCCAUCAACAGCCGCGAUGUGCCCCUGGAUCUUCUGUUUCGACGCUAUGAAUGUGAGACUGAUCCCGUGCAGAAGAGAAAAUUAAUGACGGAAGUGGCGAAUAUGGCAGACAAACAAAGCGUUGUGCACGAAAUUUUGUACAACCUCGCCUACCAAAUGACGGAUGGAGACGCGACCAUGACUGACAUGGUGCUGAACACUAGAGGGCGUGGUGUCGUGAAUUGGGACUGUUUCACAGCCUCGCUGCAAACCUUCAGCGAUGAGUGCUUCUCAAUGACUGAGCUUCCCUAUGCUUAUGGGCAAAUGCAUGUGCUUGCUAACCUCUGUGACCUGACCAACUGCAAAACUACUGAAAUCACUUUGGCCCUCAAAGUUGCUUGCCCUUAGAGGAAAGCUUAGCAGAAACGGAGAGCAGCAUAUAGGCGGACUGUAUAAUUAAUUAAAGCAACCCUCAGUUUCCUUGAACUGUUUUAAUUGGUUAUUUUUUAAUUCUAAGAUGUAAAGUUUCCAAUCGUCUUUUCUUAAAUCCCAAAUUAAUGAUGACACAAAACGUUUUACGUAUUGAAAUUAAUUAUGCUUACGGGUAUCAAUUGCUUUUCAUUACGUAUCUUACAUGCAGUGAUGCCUUCUAAUACUAAAUGAGAAUUAGUUUUCAAAAUCUGUAGUGAAAUAUUUUGAAUAUGAACUUUUCUUAUGUUAAUUAGUUCAACAGUUAAUGCAUUCAUUUCGCUUGCAGGGAAUUUGAAUAUAUUGCCUCAUUUUUAUGGGCGAGUUUACGCGCAACGUUUUAUCAACAGCAGCUUUGUUUGUUUUAUUUUGUUGCUUUUUUCUUUUUAGAUUGAUACAUUUUUGAAAAUAGUUUUUAAUUGGCUUAUAAUUAUGGUUAAAAAAGUGUACUUUUUUAAAAUUAAUAUGCGGAUGAAAUAGGUUGAGAUAUUAAACAAGCUGUGAACAUGACACGAACAUCAUUGUUUUCGUGUCACUGUACAUGGACACAAAACAGAACCCAUAACGAAAGGACGAAUGAGGCAAAUAUCAAAUUUAAUAAAACGAAAUAAAAUUAGAUCCUCUAAAUUCUCUAAA